Spinacia oleracea (spinach) is the source of this 3931-nucleotide messenger RNA. RefSeq names its product L-type lectin-domain containing receptor kinase SIT2-like. Lineage: Eukaryota; Viridiplantae; Streptophyta; Magnoliopsida; Caryophyllales; Amaranthaceae. Gene Ontology annotation, biological process: protein phosphorylation. Gene Ontology annotation, molecular function: carbohydrate binding; protein kinase activity; ATP binding. The record is from RefSeq and is a predicted model, not a curated record. The transcript has a single exon. The coding region runs from base 1743 to 3764 and encodes 673 amino acids.
AAUUUUUUUCAGAGUAUAAAAUUUGAUGUGUUGUGUUUGGUGCGUUAUGGUUGUGGAAAAUGGAAAUUGCUUUUGGUACCAAAAAGACAAUCAACUUGAAGUAUUAUAUUGCAGUCUUUAUGAUAUUUCUGGGUAGAAUAUGUUUAGUUGAAUUCACAUGGUUUAUUACUUAAAUUUACUGCUUUGAUUGGGGUUUGAAAGUCAAAUGUACACGAUCUUACCCCUACAUUAUAGUGAGGCUGUUGUUUAAAGUUCUGGUGGCUCAUAGUUGUAGGCUUUUUAGGAGUGUUUAGUGCAAGAUGAAAUAAGCAUUAAUGAACCUAGUCCAAGCUUUGAACUUCAGCUUAAAACUUUCACAGUUCCUAGGGUUUCUAGCCAAAGCAUGAGCCCCGAGCUCAAAUCUAGCCAUUAUCCAUGCUUGUGUCUAGUUAGAUAGGGCUCAAUUGUGCUCCAUUACGUCCAGGGGCGGUGUCAGUAAGGGUUCAGUGGGUUCAACUGAACCCUUACUGGCCGGGGAAAAAACUGCCUAGGCUUAAGUAGAAGAAACAUCAAACUAUACUUAUUCAACGCAUAGAGUUAUCACAAACAAUAUUAGUGCUUCAACGGUUCUUCUGCACUACUUUCAUCCAGGCAAUCAGGGUUCGAUUCCUAGCAGAAGCAUAUUUUUACCUUUUCCCUUUACUUUUGUUGGUUUUUCUUGUACACUUCAAAAACUAGAACAAAAUUAUAUGUGUUGUAGAUCUUCCUUGCCCCAUAUUUUUUCUGUAUUAUACCACUUGAACCACCUCAAAAUGAAUAUCUAACAUCUUAAAGUGAAAUUCCAUCACCUCAAAGUGAAAAACUCGUAGUGUUUAAUUGAAAUUUGUUUUAAUGUUAUUAUAUUAGAACAUGUGUAUCAUCAAAUUAUUAGUUGUAAUUUGAAUUUCUACUAUGAAUUUUAAUUUUAUUACAUGUGUCUGAAAAUUUCGAACCCUUAGUCAGAAAUUCCUGGCACCGCCACUGAUUACGUCCCUACUUCUUAUGAAGUAAAGAUUAUUGUGUGAUCUAGGACCACCAUGUCAUUCAUGGUCCUGACCAAUAAUAAGUUGUCACGUUAGAGUGUUUUUUGCGCUAAAAAAUGAAAAAUAAUCACACCCUAAAAUAUCAAACAACUUAUAGAAAACAAUAAUUGGAACCCCUAAUACCUUUUCCUUCAUAAGCACGCACAUGUGGGACUUAAUCCAAUGUGUAUGUUAGGACAAUGGUAGUAGUCACUAUCCUAAUGCACUUUUCAUUUUUCAAGACACCCAUGAAUAAUGGAGGACUUGAGGCCACAUACCUUUGACAAAAUGACCAAAGACAAUUUAGCAAAGUUCUUUGUUUCACAUUUUUUUGUUUACAUCAAGCAUACCUUCAGAGUUUAGAUAUAUGUACGGAAGUACCCAUCUACUAAAGGUGGGUGCUUUAUCAAAUCAUAGAUUUUAGAUAUACAUAUCGACAUAUCGUUGUACAAGCUGCUUAGGUUUUCUGACUUAAUUGCAACUUUAACCGAGAGAGCAUGUUACGGCAAGAACUUCUAGAUACACACGAGAGGUUUCACAGAUUCACAAAGACAAUCUGAAAGAGACAAUAACUCUUUUGUAUUCCUAUUCCAUGUACACAAUACAGGCACAAGUUUUAGGAGAUCUUUGCUUUACAUAAAUAUGAGAUCAUAUUUUCUUUGAAAUUCUGAUUCGAAGACCAGCAAAAGUCCUUGCUGUCUUAUGUUUCAAGUCAUGGCUGAAACUUGCUCAUACCUACACAAAAAAAUAGCACUACUCUUCUUCUUUGUUGCACUUACCUUUGCUCAAGAUGAAAAGCAGUUCAUGUACAAUGGUUUCCAAGGAGCCAAACUUCAUCUCGAUGGGCUCGCAAACAUCCAUCCUAAUGGUCUUUUACAGAUGACCAACUCUUCAUUGCAGGGAAGUGGUCAUGUUUUCUAUCCACAACCUCUCAAGUUUAACACAAGUCGUUCGUUUUCCACAACUUUUGUUUUUGCCAUCAACACUGAUGUGCCUGGUCACGGUGGGCAUGGAAUAGCCUUUGUUAUCUCCUCUUCCAUGAACUUUGAUCAUGCUGUUCCUGCUGAAUAUCUAGGAAUUUUCAACAUUUCUAAUAACGGCAAUAACUCAAAUCAUGUAAUUGCUGUAGAAUUAGACACUGUUCAAAAUGCUGUAUUUAAAGAUAUCGAUGGCAAUCACGUAGGCAUUGAUAUUAAUGGCCUAGAGUCCGUUGGUUCUGCUUCAGUGGCGUACUAUUCUGAUGAAGAAAGGAAGAACAUGAGCCUGCAGCUCUCGGGUGGAACACCUAUGCAGAUUUGGAUAGAUUACGAUGGAGCCAAGAUGCUUAUGAAUGUGACAGUAGCUCCACUUAAACAUCCAAAACCAAAAAAAUAUCUCUUAUCUACUCCCGUCAAUCUUUCUCCAGCCCUCCUUGAUCCUGUGUAUGUUGGUUUCUCCUCGUCCACUGGUCUUACUGCAACUGAGCAUUACAUAUCAGGUUGGAGCUGGAGCCAAAUUGGUCAAGCUCAAGAUCUUGAUCUUACUAAGCUUCCUUCAUUCCCCAAAAUUAGAAGCCAAAGAAAAAAGCUGAAAGUUCUUUUUAUAGUAUUGAUUGUUGUUUUAUCACUGUUGUUAGAAAUGAUUGCUGGAGUUGCAUUUGCAGUGUGGAGGAAGAAGUAUGAAGAGCUGAAGGAACCAUGGGAACAGGAAUAUAUUUCCCACAGAUUUUCAUUUAAAGAUCUCUAUACUGCAACUAAGGGUUUCAAAGAUUCUGAACUUCUUGGUUUUGGAGGUUUUGGAAAAGUUUAUAAAGGUGUGAUUCCAUCUACACAAACCCAAGUUGCAGUGAAAAAGGUUUCACAUGAUUCUAGACAGGGUAUGAGAGAAUUUCUAUCAGAGAUUGUAACCAUGAGAAGGCUAAGACAUAGAAACUUGGUCCAGCUUCUAGGUUAUUGCCGAAGAAAAGGAGAGCUUCUUCUGGUGUAUGAUUACAUGCCCAAUGGAAGCCUUGACAAGUAUCUUUUCAAGAGUAAGAACUCUAACCUCUCUUGGGCUCAGAGAUUCAACAUUGCAAAGGGGGUGGCUGCUGCCCUUCUAUACCUUCAUGAGGAGUGGGAACAAGUCGUUCUUCAUCGUGAUGUAAAGGCAAGUAAUAUUCUGUUAGAUGCUGAAAUGAAUGCACGGCUUGGUGAUUUCGGGCUAGCUAGGUUGUAUGACCAUGAAAGUGAUCCCCGAAGUACUCAUGUAGUUGGAACAGUGGGAUAUCUUGCACCAGAGCUCAGUAUAACAGGAAAACCUACAACUGCUACUGAUGUGUUUUCUUUUGGUAUAUUUUUGCUUGAGGUGGCCUGUGGAAGGCGGCCAAACAGCCUGCAGGAGUUUUCUAGAGAGGACUUUGUUUUGGUUGAUUGGGUAUACGACUGCUGGAAGAAGGGAGUCAUUCUUGAGACAAGUGAUCCCACGCUGGAAGGAAAUCACCAAGUUGAAGAGAUGGAGCUUGUUUUAAAACUAGGCCUGCUGUGUUCCCAUCCUAAGCCAGAAGGAAGGCCUAGCAUGAGAAAUGUGGUUCAAUUUCUUCACGGAGAUGCAAGUCUUCCUGAUAUUCCUUCUGAUUAUGAUCAUCAAAGCAAUAGUUACUUUGGUGGGAGUUGGAGAAUAUCUAGUUCACUUCCAUCAUUAUCGUCACUUGGUAUAUCUCAUGCCACCAUAUCUAGCGAUAAUUCAGUCAUACAUAAUGGCCGAUGAGUAUCUGUAUUUUACAGUCUUAAGCAAAGUAGGUUUUGCAUUUUGUUUCUUGUAGUAAACCACAUAUAAAUGCAGAAAUAUGUCUUUGUUUCUUGAUAAGUCAGCUUUUCAAUGAAAUGUAAGACACUGAAUCUGAAAUAAAGAGUUUCCUCUGAAAUUUGCUUUUA